AUGCCCGAAGGCCCCUCCAACCACACACACAAGAAGAGAAAGGGAGGUGGGAAAUGGCACAAAGCCCAAGCUCAGGCCCCGCGGUCCAACAUCGAGGCGGGGGACUGGGGAGUUUUCGUAACAUGCGAGAUGGGAAGAGAAUCCAAGUGCGCCGCAGAAGUGGUUGAUUUUCUCACCCAAAAUGUCGAAAAAGCUGGUGACAGCGCGGAUGAGGCCGAUCCCGACUCCGAUGAGGACGACAUCGAAACUCAAAUUCAAAAAGAGAUUGAGGGCUUGAAUCCGAGCACAAAGAAGUCGUCUUUGUUCCAGACGGUCAAGUUCGACCUUCCCUGUUUGUCGUUCGUGCGAUUCGAUAAAUCUAUCGACCCCGAGCAGCUGGUGCACCGAAUUUGCCUUGAUGCCCAUGCCAACCCAGACAAGAAGCGCAGCCGCUACAUCCAGCGACUGACGCCGGCCCGCUCUAUUCGCAAGACUCUCAGUGUUGAUUUGGAAGAAUUCGCGCGAGAGAUUCUCAAGCCGCAUUUUCACUCCGGGGGUCCACCAAUGAAGUAUGCGAUCCGCCCUUCGGUGAGAGGCAACAAGAAAUUCAACCGAGAUACGAUUAUCAAAACUGUCGCGGAUGUUGUGGGACCCGAGCAUCCGGUUGACUUGAAGAACUAUGAUUUGGUUAUUCUCGUCGAUGUCGUUCAGAACGUGGUUGGUAUGAGUGUUGUUGGAAGCGAUUAUGACAAGCUAAAGCGGUAUAACCUCGCUGAGCUUUACAACCCAGUUUCGAAGGCACAAGAAUCCUAG
This is a messenger RNA of Aspergillus calidoustus, 792 nucleotides long. The record is from the annotation of a GenBank genome assembly. Lineage: Eukaryota; Fungi; Ascomycota; Eurotiomycetes; Eurotiales; Aspergillaceae.